Messenger RNA from Vigna radiata var. radiata (mung bean), 1119 nucleotides. Its product is annotated as 2-oxoglutarate-dependent dioxygenase DAO. Gene Ontology annotation, molecular function: dioxygenase activity; indole-3-acetaldehyde oxidase activity. The record is from RefSeq and is a predicted model, not a curated record. Lineage: Eukaryota; Viridiplantae; Streptophyta; Magnoliopsida; Fabales; Fabaceae. Gene Ontology annotation, biological process: auxin catabolic process. The transcript is spliced from 3 exons. Bases 79 to 981 code for a protein of 300 amino acids.
GCCUCCUGUUAGAGGAAAAGUGUGUGUGGGGUAUAUCUGUUGUUUGUUCAUCGUUGUGAUCUGGACAGGGAUAGUAGAAUGGAAGAGAGCAAUAUCCCAGUGAUUGAUAUGGAGAAAAUUGAUUGUGAGGAAGGAGAGUGCAAGAAAUUAAGAGAGGCAUGUGAAAGAUGGGGUUGUUUCAGGAUCAUCAACCACUCUAUUUCAGAAACCCUCAUGGCUGAGAUGAAGAAGGUGAAUCAAGCUUUGCUUGAUCUUCCUCUCGAGAUCAAAAAACGCAACACAGAAGUUAUUGCAGGCAGUGGUUACAUGGCACCAAGUGCAGUCAACCCUUUCUAUGAGGCUUUAAGUCUCUAUGAUUUGGGUUCUUCACAAGCUAUGCACAAUUUCUGCUCUCAACUUCACGCUUCUCCCCAGCAGAGGAAAAUCGUGGAGAGAUAUGGGGAGGCAAUUCAUGGUUUGGUAGUGAAGAUAGGAGAAAAGAUAGCUGAAUCACUGGGCAUAGUGGUUGAUGAUUUCAAGGAUUGGCCAUGCCAGUUCAGAAUUAACAAAUAUAACUUCACCCCAGAAGCAGUAGGGUCGACUGGAGUUCAAAUACACACAGAUUCAGGCUUCUUAACAAUUCUUCAAGAUGAUGAAAAAGUUGGUGGUCUUGAAGUGUUGGACUCUUCUGGUUCAUUCGUGCCGGUCCCUCCUUUUCCUGGGACCCUCUUAGUCAAUCUUGGAGACAUUGCUCGUGUGUGGAGCAAUGGAAGGUUUUGCAGUUUGAUACACCGUGUCCAAUGCAAGGAAGCCACCAAACGUUUUUCGAUUGCUACGUUUAUGUUGGCACCAAGGAAUAGGAAUGUUGAGGCUCCAGAGGAAUUGGUGAACAAGGAUCAUCCUCGUUUAUAUCGACCUUUUAUUUACGAAGAUUAUAGGAAGCUGAGAGUUAGCAACAAGAUGCACACUGGUGAAGCCCUGGAGUUGUUGCGCUUGUCCUAGUCAUAGGAACUACCUAGGAUUGUUUGAAGGCAACAAGGUGUAGGAAAGUUGAUGUCACACUUUUCUGAACUAGUCAUAUAAUAUUGUAUUAAAAUAUUAUUAAAAGAAAUUUGUGUUAAUAUAUCAUUAUUUAAAUAA